GUAUUUAGCAACAGGACUAGCAUUCAGGCAAAUCGCAAUGUCAUUUAGAAUAUCUAAGUCCGCAGUCUCAAGCAUUGUUAUUGAAGUGUGUAAAGUAAUAUGGAAUACGUUAAAAUUCAAACACAUGUCUACUCCAAGCGUCGAUACUUUUAAAAGCACAGCAAUAGAAUUUCAUGAAAAAUGGAAUUUUCCAAACUGUGUGGGAAGUAUCGACGGCAAACACAUCAGACUGCGAUGCCCUCAAAAUUCCGGGAGUAUGUAUUUUAAUUAUAAACAAUAUCACUCGAUUGUUCUAAUGGCAGUAGCUGACGCGAGUUAUAGAUUUUUGAUGAUAGACGUGGGUGGAUACGGGAAAGAUAGCGAUGGUGGUGUUAUGGUAAAUUCUAAAUUUUACCAACGUAUCGAAAACGGUUCGCUUAAACUACCGAAUGAAAUAAAAUUACCAAAUUCGAACGUCUUGGCUCCUUUUGUGUUUAUAGGAGAUGAAGCUUUUCCAUUGAAAAAUUACUUAAUGAGGCCUUUUCCAAGAAAACAGUGUCAAGAAAACGAAAAACAGUAUUACAACUAUAGACAUGCGCGAGCACGAAUGACAAUCGAGUGUGCAUUCGGCAUAGCUUCAUCAAAGUUUCGAAUUCUAUUAAAAUCAAUAGAAACAAAAGUAGAAAACGCGGAUCAUAUU
Messenger RNA from Sipha flava (yellow sugarcane aphid), 679 nucleotides. RefSeq lists its product as uncharacterized. NCBI's taxonomy places the organism in Eukaryota, Metazoa, Arthropoda, Insecta, Hemiptera, Aphididae. The transcript has a single exon. The record is from RefSeq and is a predicted model, not a curated record. The annotation marks the transcript as partial.